CUGAGGGAGCUUUUUUGUGCAAGAGGAGGACGUCGGGGCGGGACUUCCGGUAUCUUUCUCGCGGCGGACAUCUUGUCUGCUGUUAGGUGAAACCGUCCGAGUGGAAGUGAGAGAGCAGUGGUGGUGCCAAUGUGACGGAGGCGGAGAAGCACGGGAGGCGUCGUUGGCCCCACUGCAAAGAGGCUUAGCGGUGGCGCCUCCCACGAGCAUCCCCGCCUCCGCCUCCAGGACCGGGCGAUCGCGGGUCUGGGUCUGGUCCUGGUUCCUCCCCUCAUCGCCAGGUGCGGCCCAGACUGUGAUGGUGGCGGCCAAGAUGAUGGACCCUGGACAGAUCUCUGUGGUUGCUGAACUGUAACAGGGGAGAAAACUCUGGUGCUCAACUAAGAGGGCAUGACUCUAGCCACAGCAGGAGGGGCUUGGACGGGCCUUGGUUGUUGGCGUGGGGUGGAGAAUGAAGAGGCACGUUCUGAGCAGAGCAUCUCCGGGGUGUCAUGUGUUCGUACUUCUAAGGCAGGUUCAUCCACCCAGACACCUCACUUUUGUGACAUAUGUGGCCCCAACUUGAAAGAUAUUUUGCACCUGGAUGAACACCAUGGAACACACCAUGGACUGAAACCUCACACAUGUAGGGCGUGUGGGAGACAACUCUGGUUCAGUGCAGACAUGCACCAGCAGCAUCACAGUGUAGAGAAAUCCUUAAGAAAGGAUGAUGGUGAGGCCUCAUUUGUGAAGAACUGCACAGUUUAUGAAGAACCUCACCUUUCAGAGAAGCCCUUUAUGUGUGAAAAGGACCAAAAGAACUUCACAGCUCGUUUGAGUGAUCACCAGCAAAAGGCCUCUCAUUGCAAGAGGAAGACAUCUAGGAGCACUGAGAAUGCGGAGGACUUUCACAUUGGACAAAUGCAUUACAAGUGUAGUGAGUGUGGAAAAGUGUUUAGCCGCAAAGACACACUUGUCCAACACCAGAGAAUCCAUAGUGGAGAAAAGCCUUAUGAGUGUAGCGAAUGUGGGAAAGCUUUCAGCCGCAAAGCCACACUUGUCCAGCAUCAGAGAAUCCAUACUGGAGAAAGACCUUAUGAAUGCAGUGAAUGUGGAAAAACUUUCAGUCGAAAAGAUAACCUUUCUCAGCACAAGAGAGUUCACACUGGAGAAAUGCCUUAUAAGUGCAGUGAGUGUGGGAAAUACUUCAGCCAUCACUCCAACCUAAUUGUACACCAGAGAGUUCACAAUGGAGCAAGGCCUUAUAAGUGCAAUGAUUGUGGGAAAGUCUUCAGACACAAAUCCACACUUGUUCAGCAUGAGAGCAUUCAUACUGGAGAAAAUCCUUAUGAUUGCAGUGAUUGUGGGAAAUCCUUUGGCCACAAAUACACACUUAUUAAACACCAGAGAAUUCACACUGAAACAAAGCCUUUUGAGUGUACUGAGUGUGGGAAAUUCUUUGGUCGAAGUUCUGACUUUAUUGCACAUCAGAGGGUUCACACUGGUGAAAGGCCUUUUGUGUGCAGCAAAUGUGGGAAAGACUUCAUAAGAACCUCCCACCUUGUUCGGCACCAAAGAGUUCAUACUGGAGAAAGGCCUUAUGAGUGCAGUAAAUGUGGGAAAGCCUACAGCUUAAGCUCCCACCUCAAUCGACACCAGAAAGUUCACACUGCUGGUAGGCUUUAGGAAUGCUUUCAGUACAAGAUUCAUCAGUCAGAAAUUGAUCUCAGAUAUCUGAACAUUCACAGGAGGGAAAUACCUUAUGAGUGAUAGGUACAUCGGAAGCUUCCAGAGAAUGUGUUGCACUUUCUGACCUGCUCAGGUUUCUUGCCAGAGUUAUGUCACUGUCAAUGUUUAUGGGUGAAACCAUCUUAACUCUUAGCAGUUUCUAAUAUCUUUAUAGAAGGCAGGACUUUAUACUUUCUCCAGUUCCCUAGAGAGAAUGAUGAGAUACUUGAGUUUACUGUGGGUCUUCAUGCCCACCUUUGGUGUAAUUGUGGACAUAACCCAUCUUGAGCUAAGAGGACUUGAGCUAUGUUGUGCUAGUAGCUUACAGAGGUUUACUUUCUUCAUGGACUUUACUGGCCAUAAUACUUGGAAUGAAUUUUUCCAUUCUCCAUGUUACCCAGCCUGAGAAAAUACUUGCCUCUUAUUGCUCUGUUUGUGAUAAAAUAAAGGCCUUACAGUUUAAGCUACCUUUAAUCUUAAGGGUUCUUUCACUGUCUGGAAUGGAUUGAAAACAGGCCAUUCAAUGACCUGUGGGGGCCUCCUGCUAUAUGUACCUCAAAUGAGGCAGUGGGUUGGUGGAGAAUAGUUAUCAGUCCAGUUUUGGUAUUAAAUUCCAUUGCUGACAAGAGCUUAUUAGGUAACAAUUUAGAUCCUUGUGGGGCUGAUUUGCCUGGAUUUGUUAUGUGAGGACACACACAUCACAUUGAGGCUGCAGGUGUUGUGACAACCUACAGGGCAUUUGGAAGCAGCAUGGAUGGGGUAUUUUGUUUCCAGUAUAUGUCCCAUAUUCUCAACACUGUUGAGGGAAAGCUAUUCCUUAGGACCUGCUGAGUGGCCGUAUUCCCUGAAGGUCAAAAUCUGGUGCACAGGUUACCACUGAUGGUAAGACCUAAUGCAUCUAGGAGGAAAGUGAACUUGAUAUGGAAACAUUAGGUAUGAAUAAUUGGGAUUGGGGAGACUGCUGCAAACUAGAGGGGAAGUGCCCAUUGUAAACUCACAUUCAGAAAUGUGUUGGUCACUGGCUUAUGUAUGG
Nycticebus coucang (slow loris) is the source of this 2740-nucleotide messenger RNA. RefSeq names its product zinc finger protein 134 (gene ZNF134). The record is from RefSeq and is a predicted model, not a curated record. Bases 391 to 1665 code for a protein of 424 amino acids. The transcript has 3 exons. NCBI's taxonomy places the organism in Eukaryota, Metazoa, Chordata, Mammalia, Primates, Lorisidae.